This is a messenger RNA of Pygoscelis adeliae (Adelie penguin), 1623 nucleotides long. RefSeq lists its product as uncharacterized. The coding region runs from base 1 to 1575 and encodes 524 amino acids. NCBI's taxonomy places the organism in Eukaryota, Metazoa, Chordata, Aves, Sphenisciformes, Spheniscidae. The transcript has 9 exons. The record is from RefSeq and is a predicted model, not a curated record. Gene Ontology annotation, molecular function: nitric-oxide synthase binding.
AUGGCAGUCCUGAUCUACAUCGGUAGCUUGGAUGUACCCAGGCCCAACAGCCGCGUGGAGAUUGUGGCAGCCAUGAGAAGGAUUCGGUAUGAAUUCAAAGCCAAGAACAUUAAGAAGAAGAAAGUGAGCAUCAUUGUGUCCGUGGACGGGGUGAAGGUGAUUCUGCGCAAGAAGCAGAAGAGAAAGGAGUGGACCUGGGACGAGAGUAAGAUGGUUGUGAUGCACGAUCCUGUGUACAGAAUCUUCUACGUGUCUCACGACUCACAAGACCUGAAAAUAUUUAGUUACAUUGCAAGGGAUGGCGCUAACAACUCCUUCAGGUGCAACGUCUUCAAAUCAAAGAAGAAGGGGGGCGGCAGCGGCGGCAGCAGCCGUGGCCUCCGCAGGGCUGAGCAGCAUGGGUUUGCUCCGCAGAGCCAGGCGAUGCGGGUGGUGCGCACGGUGGGGCAGGCCUUCGAGGUGUGCCACAAGCUGAGCCUGCAGCAUGCCCUGCAGAACGCCGACGGGCAGGCGGACGGCGCCAGCGACAAGUCGGCAGAGGAGCAGCCGCUGGAAGUUCACCAGAUAAAGGGUUCCAAGAUCACGGAUGCGGACGAGGUUGGCAUCGACUCUGACGGCAUCUGUGUGUCCGAGAGGGGACCCGGAGAGCUGCCCGCUGCCAGGGAGGACCUUGGCGUGCUGAAACCUGGGCAAGCCUCAAAGGAUAAGAACUGCCAGGUAACACGGGUUGACCGCUCCUUGCAAAACCUGUCCCUGGCUCAGUCCCUCUCCCUGAACCUGAAGAACCACUACAGCCUGGACGUCCACCUGCCGUCCACCUCCACCCCCGCCAGCAUCCUGGGCAGCCCUGUGGCCCCCGGCUCGCUGCCAGCCCUGGGCCCCGGGGACUCCUACCUCAACCUCAUCAGCCUGGAGAGGGAAGGCCACCGCUACAGCAGCAAGGAGGGGGACGAGUGCCUGGCUGUGCUGGAGGGGCAGGACGGGCUCAGCCGGCGUGUGGAGGGCUCCGAGGUCAGCGAGUUUGCUCUGCUCAACGGGAGCAGCCGGCAGAAGGUGGAUGACACAGACAGAGGGGACGAGGACAGGCGGCAGCAGCCCAUUCCCAAGCUCAACCCGCCACCGCCCAUCCUACGCAAAAGGUCGAGCAAGACCUCCCCGAGCCUGGAAGUAGAGGUGAAGCCUGAGAGCACUGCCCACAUGAGCUUGCCCAGCCCCAGCAUCUCCAGCCUCACCAGCAUCGCUGCCAGCUCACUCACCCUCUUGGACCCUGAGGCAAGGACUCCCAUGCGGAGCGUUGCCUCCGGCACGGAGCCUGUCCCUGCCAGGACCUGCCAGCGUGCUCUGGGCAAGGACAGGACUGGAGAGAGCGGGCGGAUGUCCCCCCUGGCCAGCAUCCGCGACCCUGCAGCCAGCGAGGCCCUGGCCAAGGACUUGGCCACCCUGGCCAGCCCCACGGACAGCACGCUGCCCUUCUCCCCUGCGGACGACACCUGCUUGCACAUCAGCUUCUCAGAAGAUGAGCUGCUUGAACCAGAGCUGGACGCUGCCGUGGGGCCCCCCAGGGUCCCCUCUUAGUGGGACCACAGUAGGUGGCAGCUGGCUGGCAGGCAGUCCAAGCAGCUC